Triticum dicoccoides is the source of this 825-nucleotide messenger RNA. RefSeq lists its product as uncharacterized. Bases 1 to 825 code for a protein of 274 amino acids. NCBI's taxonomy places the organism in Eukaryota, Viridiplantae, Streptophyta, Magnoliopsida, Poales, Poaceae. The transcript is spliced from 5 exons. The record is from RefSeq and is a predicted model, not a curated record.
AUGGAUCGUGGUGACCAGAAAGACGAUGAUGACGACUUCAUGGAGAAGAAAAAAUGUCCGUGCAAGAGGGCUUCGCAAGAAUGCUUGACUACAUUGACCAAGGGUUUCACUGAUGAUCAGAAGGGAGCUACCAGUGAGAUGGGAUUGCAGGCAUUGAUGGAUGUUCGAUGCAUGAAUCUAGUGAACCCUGUAUGUGACUGGCUUGGUGAGAUAUACUAUCCUGCGUCUAGGGAAUUUGUCAUUCCGGGACGUGAAAGAAUCCCUUUGGACGAGGAAUCUGUGUUCUGCACUUUGGGUGUCCCCCGUGGAGAAAUCAAAGUUCCGUAUGAGGUGAACAAUAAGAUCGAGAAAGUUUUGUUCCCCCGUUUGUUUCCUGGAAUGGCAUCCAUGCCUAAUACGACUGUGCUGGCAACUUCGCUGGAGGGAACGACAACCCAUGGUGAGGUAUUUAAGAUGAAGUUGUUGAUGCACCUGAUCUCGUCUGUCUUUGCGCCUACCACGUCGUUGCGCCCAAGCAACAAGUGCUUCCCUAUCCUGGCGAAACUAAAAUAUGGUAAAUACAUGAAUUGGUGCGAAUUCAUUGCCGACUUUCGGCAUGUUGCAUUCUCAAUUAAGAUGUACCAGAAGGGCUAUCGGCUGCACCUUAUGCUCAUGUACGUCGAUCGUCUUGAUUUGUCCAUUGUCGACUUCACUGAGAUAGGAGGUCAGCUGCCUCCACAUAAGUUUGCUGUCUCUGCCUGGAGUUAUGAUGUUGUCAAGGUUGUGCUUGCCACAGACAGAAUAUCUGAUACAAAAUAUGGGAAAUUGCAGGAGAGGAUUAUAUAG